AUGGUGCCAAUCAGCCUUCCAAAAACCAGUGGCUUACGUUUACUUUCUUACUGCAAUCUCAGUAGCAUUCCCCUUCGUCCACUUCUUCCCACAUGUUCUUCACCAUUACACUCUUCAUCAAAAGCAAAUUUAAAUAAACUCUCAACACCAAACUCUCCUUCUCUUUCUCUUUCCAUAUCCCCAUUACAAAUCGCAUCAAAAUCAACCAGAAGAAUCUUCUGCACAUCCCAAACUGUAUCCACAGAAACAACCGAUGACAACAAAGUAAAAGAUGAAGUUGUUGUCGAUAUGAUGAAGAUAAAAGACAUGGCAAACACACUAGACAUAAGGGUAGGGAAAAUCUUGAAAGCAUGGAGACACGAAGAGGCUGAUUCACUAUACGUGGAAGAAGUAGACAUUGGAGAACCAGAGCCAAGGAUAAUCUGUAGUGGGCUUGUGAAAUACAUUCCACUUGAAGAAUUACAAGACAAGAAAGUAGUAGUUCUUGCUAACUUAAAGCCAAGAAACAUGCGGGGUGUGAAGUCAUCUGGAAUGUUAAUGGCUGCUUCUGAUGUGUCACAUGAGAAUGUUGAGUUGCUUGAGCCACCUCAAGGGGUAGCCCUAGGAGAGAGGAUAUGGUUUGGAGGUGAAGAUGAUAAAGAGAAGCUACCUGAAACUGCAUCACCUAAUCAGAUUGCAAAAAAGAAGAUAUGGGAACAAGUGCAGCCUCAUUUGUCUACAACUGCUUCUUGUGUUGCUACAUUAGGAGUUUGA
This is a messenger RNA of Lactuca saligna, 753 nucleotides long. The record is from the annotation of a GenBank genome assembly. Lineage: Eukaryota; Viridiplantae; Streptophyta; Magnoliopsida; Asterales; Asteraceae.